Messenger RNA from Physcomitrium patens, 1066 nucleotides. RefSeq lists its product as uncharacterized. The record is from RefSeq and is a predicted model, not a curated record. NCBI's taxonomy places the organism in Eukaryota, Viridiplantae, Streptophyta, Bryopsida, Funariales, Funariaceae.
UGGGUCCACGUGUACGCUGUCGUUGGACUUUUUCAUAAAUAUCAAGAGUGCGGACAGCUGUGACUGUUGCUCCUGCGUUUGCGUAAAUCUUGCGAGCGCUGCGAGUGUUGGUGCUCCGGAUGUCGAGGUGUCGUGAAGACGAGACGUUGUGAAUGGCUGGUUCUUCGAUAUGGGGAUGUGUGCCAUCAAGGGUCCGCUGGUGACGUCGAGCCCUGCUGAAGGGGAUGGUGAGACGACUCCUCGAAGCACGGCGAGCAGCAGCAGCAGUCAUGACAGUCCUAUGUCCCAGGAAUUGAGCGCAGCGGAGGAAGCCAACCAUUUUGGUCAAGGCGGGGCGCUGUGGCAGCGGACGAUUCCCAAAGGUAGACGGUGCAAGCCUCUCUCGUUCUCAGGAAUCAUUUCCUACGAUGAAUCAGGGAAUCCGCUUCCCAUCCUUCGAGACGAGGAGCGACUUGGUUCAACUGAGGAGCUUGAUUAAAGACCUCGUGGUUGAGACAUCUGGUCGAAUUGUAGGAUUCAACAUGUGAAACGACAGGGGUGGUAACAACAAAUACAACACUAGAAUACCACGAUAAUUUUUUGAGUGAGCUGCGAAACCGAAAUUCUGCGUAGUGAUACCUACGUCCACGUUGACGCGAGCUCAAAUCGGCCUCCGAUGGCAUGAAACUCUACCGCGACUCACAACGCGGUAUCUUCUAUCUCGAUCGAGACGAUCGCCGGACCGGAAUGACUCACCGCGAGAUGUCGGGCCAGAUGUUAACUGUGAGUUUUCGAUUCACCGAGCAUGUGAAAUUAGGCAGUGGCGCACCAUCGUCUUCUAAAUCCACUUGAGAAUCAGAACACGAUUGAGCUAAUUACUCUGCUCAUGAUUUCAUGCACCGACACUCGAUGAUAAAGCAUGUGUUGUUUGCUUGUCAACUGCCGAGUGUAGACAGUAUCAAAUCGGUGGAUGAUUUAAUGUAUAGGUAGAUAGGUCGGAGAAUCUAUGUGAGCCCUCGCUGCUCCUGCGUUAUGUAAUCUAAUCCAAUGUUACCACUGAAUAUAUUUCUUGUGUGAUUUAGAGGAA